Messenger RNA from Phoenix dactylifera (date palm), 1751 nucleotides. Its product is annotated as homeobox-leucine zipper protein HAT4-like. NCBI's taxonomy places the organism in Eukaryota, Viridiplantae, Streptophyta, Magnoliopsida, Arecales, Arecaceae. Gene Ontology annotation, cellular component: nucleus. The record is from RefSeq and is a predicted model, not a curated record. Gene Ontology annotation, molecular function: sequence-specific DNA binding; DNA-binding transcription factor activity, RNA polymerase II-specific. Gene Ontology annotation, biological process: regulation of DNA-templated transcription.
CAUACCCCGUGCCGCUCUUCCCAUGUCCAUCUCCCAAGGCCUCUUUGAAGACCUUCUCCGACUCUCCUAUUCCCAUUCAUCCGCUUUUUCCUCUCGCCACCUUUCCAUUCCCUGAUUCCUUCACAAAACCUAACCUUGAGCUUAGGAGAAAGGGAGAAGGGAAAGGAAAGGAUAGGUGGAGAAAGAAAGGUGAAGCGAGGCAAUAAGGAGUAAUAAAGGUAAAGAGAUAAAAAGGGUUGCUCGCUGGUUUUGGUCAAAGAUGAUGGUGGAAAAGGAGGAUCUCGGGCUCAGCCUCAGCCUGAGCUCGCCGGAGACUCGGUUCCCUCUCCAGCUCAAUCUCAUGCCGACUUGUUCUUCUUCAUCUCCUUCUCCUCCGCCGCCGCAGCCGGCGCCGUUCCUUCUCCACAACAAGUCCCAAUGGAGCGAUCUCCUCAACCCCUCAGAGAGAAGAACGGAGGGACCGCUGCUGAGAGGAAUCGACGUGAACCGGGCGCCGGCGGCGGAGAGGGAGAGCGAGGAGGAGGCUGGGGCGUCGUCGCCCAACAGCACGGUUUCCAGCGUCAGCGGGAAGCGCGGGGACCGCGAGGUCCCCGGCGCGGAGGAGCAUGAGGCGGAGCGCGCCUGCUCCCGUGGGAUCAGCGACGAGGAGGAUGGCGAGGGCUCCCGUAAGAAGCUCCGCCUCUCCAAGGACCAGUCCGCCAUCCUCGAAGAAAGCUUCAAAGAGCAUAACACCCUCAACCCCAAGCAGAAGCUCGCGUUGGCCAAGCAGCUCAAUCUAAGACCAAGACAGGUGGAGGUCUGGUUUCAGAACCGAAGGGCGAGGACGAAGCUGAAGCAGACGGAGGUGGACUGCGAGUUCCUCAAGAGGUGCUGCGAGAAUCUCACAGAAGAAAACAGAAGGCUUCUGAAGGAAGUCCAGGAGCUGAGGGCUCUAAAGCUAUCGCCUCAGUUCUACAUGCACAUGACCCCCCCGACCACCCUCACCAUGUGUCCUUCAUGCGAACGUGUCUCCAACUCCACCAAUACCGCCGCCGCUUCCACUCCGUCCACGGUGCCGCCGCCACCCGAUCACCACCCUCUCCUCCACCACCACCGCCCGAUCCCCAUCGCCCCUGCCCCUCCUCCGACUCCCUGGGCCCCGAUACCGCUUCGUCCGUCUUUUCUCGAUGCCACCCUUCAGCGUACUUAAAACCGAAAACCAAACUCACCUCCAUUACCACCAUGGUGUGGUCUAUUUUGGCGCUGAUAGAUCUUGGCGUAGAUUUGGUUGGAUACUUGAGUGGAUACGGUGAGAAGAUUACCAUGGAUGCCGUACGUACAUUAUGUUUAAGCAUUUUAAUGAUGUCUAUGAUGUUGAUGGGUGGGUGACUGACGGAAGGAGACACUUCAUCAACUUUUCCUUUAUUUUUUUUUGACGAGGGGAAUUCCUUGGCCUAUCUCGUAGCUUAGUUUCCCAUCUACAUUCUUUUUUUUUUUUUUGUUUGUUUUUGCCCCGUUUUUCUCUAUUUUAUUUGGGGAGAUACUGUAGCGGAUCUAAAGAGGUAGUGUGCGUAUCUCGGACUCUCGCUCUCUCUCAGUCAAAAAGUCUUAAAAAAAUAUAAAAAUGUCAUGUUCCUUUUAAUUUGUGAGAACUGGAACUUGUAAAUCAUGUAAAGGGCUUCCUACUUUCCCAUGUCCCCCUCCUUUCUUUCUUUUUUUUUACAUUAUUUUUGUUCACUGUGUUCUCGAUGCUAUCAUAAAUUAUUAUUCGC